AGAGGCUAACUGAGCUAGCAGGAGCUAACGCAGCUAACACAGCUAACAUGACGGAGUAGCUGAUGGCUACUGACGGCAGUCUCAAGCAGAUGGAGAGGAGGCGUUCAGCCCAAGAGGACAUUUGUCCGCUGCAGUCUAAAUCUUUGAGGACGGACGGAGAGACCGUUGUCUUCAAACUAGACAGGAAGUCUCCGAUGUCUCGAACAGGAAGUUCCAGACAGGACAGACAGGAAGAGGAGAGAACACCUGUCUCAGGUGACACAGAAGUAGUAAACUGUGACAUCACACUGACAAGCGAACACGUGGGAUCCUGUUUGAAUAAAGUUUGGUUGAAUCCACCCGUCGACGCGGUCACCAGCGAGGCCAGUGAGGACGAACUGGGACGACUGGACAUCGACCUGGACAGGAAGUCCAAACAACACAACCUGACAUCCAGGAACGUGCGCGCCAUCCUGCACGAGGUGAUAACCCAUGAGCGUGUGGUGGCCAUGAUGAAAGCUGCCAUCAGAGACACUCAGAACCUGCCGAUGUUUGAGCCAAAAAUGACUCGAUCCAGACUGAAACAGGCCGUUCAGCAGGGACAGCCACUGAACUGGAGUCUGUCAGCAUUGCACGCAGCCACGGUCAAGCCUCCUCAGUUUGUUGACAUUGAUCUUGAGGAGGAUGAAGACUCAUCAGAUGAAGAGUAUUGUCCCGAUGAGGAGGAGGAGGAGGAGGAGGAAGACAUGGCAGAAGAGACCUUCUUCAGUGAUGCAGACAGCUUGGCUUCACCUCUCAAAAAGCAUCAGGGCUCUCAACCCAAACUUCUGGCAGAUCAGAGGACUAAUGAACCCCGACAGAGAUCUCCAGAACGCCUGAGGGAACAGUUGAUGACCUCUGCUCCUCAUCACUUCCUCACUGCUCCGGAGUCUUCCUUCCUGGAGAGACUGAAUGCUGUGGAAGAGGAGCUUGACUGCAGCCCUGCAUACACCUAUAACCAGCCUCUGGACAGAAAAGCUGAUGAUGAUGGUAGUCAUGAAGGCUCCAGCUGUUUGGCGUACCGUACACGCUCCAAACUUCGUCUGGUUAACGUUCCUCUGGGUCAGCUGGAGGCGGCGCUUCUGGCCCCGGACAUCACUGCUGACAUGUACGGUCACAGUACCGCCCAGCGGGAGGAGGACCGUCAUUGGACGAAGUGGCUGCAGGGCCUCAUGGCCCCCGACAGUGAAGAGGAAGCUGAUGACGAUGACGAUCCAGAGUACAACUUCCUGGAUGACCAAGAUGAACCUGAUCUGGAGGACUACAGAACAGACCGUGCAGUCCAGAUCACCAGUAUGUAUUGUAGACUGGGUCUAGGGUCCACAGACCCUGUGUGUGUUUUGUUUUGUCCUCCCCUCUGUGUUAACACUUCUUCUUUUUCAGAGAAGGAAGUGAAUGAGCUGCUGGAGGAGCUCUUUGAUACAGUGAGUUGAUUUUUACCAGCUUGUGUUUCUAAUGAUUUCUACUAAUGAUUCAUGGUGGUGAAUCGAGACUUUGUGAUGAGUCGGCAUCUAAGAACAAGUCAGGACUUAGUUAAGAGUCGGGAUCUGAGAACAAGUCGGGACUUAGUUAAGAGUCGGGAUCUAAGAACAAGUCGGGACUUAGUUAAGAGUCGGGAUCUAAGAACAAGUCCGGACUUAGUUAAGAGUCGGGAUCUGAGAACAAGUCCGGACUUAGUUAAGAGUCGGGACUUUGGGACGUGUCGGGGCCUCGUGAUGUUUCGUGACUGAAGGACUGAAGAGAAGUUUCAGAACAACGUUUAAGUGAAAGAGAGAAGCUGAAAAUUUCUCCUGUUUCUCUGCUAGUUCUUUUUACACUUGGUGGUGUUUUUCAGUAUUGAUUCAAACGUCAUUGUCACACAAUUGUUAGGGUUUAUAAUUAUUUAUAAACAAGUCUUUUUCAUGUUUCCUCUCAAACACAGAAACUGUUUCCUUCAAAUAUCUGUUACAUUUCUCCUGCUUAGUUUAAACUCAAACAAGGAGUCUGGUUUUAGUUCAACAAGGCCGUUUACUGUGACACUGACGUCAGUUAUAUGUACAGCUCCAGGAGGAGGAGGAGGUGGCAGCUGAGGAGGAGGAGGAGGAGGAGGAGGAGGAGGAGCAGGAGGAGGAUGUGGCAGCUGAGGAGGAGGAGGAGCAGGAGGAGGAUGUGGCAGCUGAGGAGGAGGUGCCAUCACAGACUGGACCCAAAUUCAACAUCCCCCAGGCUUUACGGUAAGAGUCCUGAUGCAUGAUGGGAGGUCAUACAACUACACAAACACAUCAUCACAGUUCUGUUGAUAUCUGGUUUUGCUGGUCUGAUCUGGUCUGGUCUGGUCUGGUCUGCUGAACCAGCAUUCAUCAUCAUGACGGUUUCUGGCUAAUUAAAAAGUAGCUUACAUCAGCAGCCUGGACCGACGGCGUCACAGCACUAAAUCCAGCUUGUGUUGCGUUAAUAAAAAUCAAUAUGACAACAUGAUUAGUAUGAUAUUAAAUUUGUUUAUAAACUUAAUAGACUUAGACUUCUUAUUUAGUGUUUAUUGGCUUCGAGGUGCAUUACUGCCACCAAGUGGACUGGAGUCUCAGGGUCUUUCUCAAACCAGACCCUCCCUACUAUGUGACGGACUGAACUCUCAUAGCUGCAUGAAACUUCCCUCUCUCUGGUGGAAACAGGAAGUGUCAUAAUGUUUCAUGUGAAGAAGGAACUGUUAAACAUAGGACUAACAGUAAGCUACACAAGUAACAGGAAGGUGGUAGAUUCACCAUCAAAUAGGCCUCGUUAUGGAGAAUUUGCUUUGGUGCAUAAACAAGAAACAGAGAUAUAGAACAGAAACAAAGUACUAUGAUAAUAUAAAAUAUAUAUAAAAAAUAUAUUGCAUACAAUAGGCUCGUUCAACAUAAGCCAGGCGUGCGCAGUUUCGAUCACCGGCGAUCGGUGCACACUGCAUGCUGGGUAGAUUUGCGUCCGACUUGCUCUGACGUCAUGAAAACGUGCGUAACGUUGAUCUCACAUGAGCGAGGCGGCCGCAGAUUUUAGAGCCAGGUGCUGCAGUUGCUCUCCACUGACUGCGUGACCCCAGGGCAUGAUGGGA
Messenger RNA from Anarrhichthys ocellatus (wolf-eel), 3088 nucleotides. RefSeq names its product GON-4-like protein. Gene Ontology annotation, biological process: regulation of DNA-templated transcription. The transcript has 10 exons. The coding region runs from base 63 to 1451 and encodes 462 amino acids. NCBI's taxonomy places the organism in Eukaryota, Metazoa, Chordata, Actinopteri, Perciformes, Anarhichadidae. The record is from RefSeq and is a predicted model, not a curated record. Gene Ontology annotation, cellular component: nucleus. Gene Ontology annotation, molecular function: transcription coregulator activity.